UCCUCCUCAAGAAAAUGAGUGCUAGUAUGUACCAAGUAUCUACCGAGCUCCAGCCCGCUAACGUCACCUGCAACGUGUCGUCGCCAUGCCUGGAGCUGCCCACCUUCAGCACUGCCGCCAAAGUCCGGGUGAUCGUCACCUUCAUCUUGUGCGGCGUGUCGGCCUUCUGCAACCUCGCCGUGCUGCGUGUAGCCUACGUGGACGGAAAGCGCAAAUCCCACGUUCGGGUUCUGAUAGUCAACCUGACGCUAGCUGACCUCCUGGUGACGUUCGUGGUGAUGCCCGUGGAUGCGGCGUGGAACAUCACGGUGCAGUGGCUGGCGGGUGAUUUUGCCUGCAGGCUCCUGAUGUUCCUCAAGCUUCUGGCCAUGUACUCGGGUGCUUUCGUCACCGUGGUGAUCAGCCUGGACCGCCAGUCGGCUAUUCUCAACCCGCUGGCCAUCAACGAGGCCCGGAAGAGGAACAAGUUCAUGCUGGUGGUUGCGUGGACCAUGAGCGUUUUGCUCUCCAUCCCUCAGCUGUUCCUGUUCCACAACGUGACCAUCAAGUAUCCCGGGGACUUCACGCAGUGCACCACACGAGGAAAUUUUGGGAGCCAUUGGCACGAGACAGCGUACAACAUGUUCACUUUCUUCUGCCUCUUCUUGCUGCCCCUGGCUAUCAUGAUCACGUGUUACACCAGGAUCUUCGCUGAGAUCUCCAAGCGCCUGAAAAGGGACAACGCUUUCUCCACUGAGGUCCAAUUGCGCUGCUCCAAGAACAACAUCCCCAGAGCUCGGAUGAGGACUCUAAAGAUGAGCGUGGUGAUCGUGUCUUCCUUCAUCGUCUGCUGGACUCCUUAUUACCUGCUUGGCCUGUGGUACUGGUUCUUCCCUGAUGACCUGGAAGGGAAGGUCUCCCACUCGCUCACCCACCUCCUGUUCAUCUUCGGGCUCGUCAACGCCUGCCUGGACCCGCUCAUCUACGGCCUGUUUAGCAUUCGCUUCCGCAAGGGUCCCCUCCGCAAGUCCCACUGCAGUUCACGAGCGGCCACGGACACCAAUACGGUUAUAACGGGAUCUUUUGCCAGCUCCCCAAAUGUUGUUAUGCUGAAACAAGAGGCGAGUUCCGGUAGCCAGGAGACCUCCCCGAUGUGUGAUAGCGGGACGCCGGGGACCGACAACCGCUUCCUGACAACAAGCAACAUAGUACACAAAGAUCUGGAGAGCAUCAUAUGAAGGGAAUACAAAUGGGACAAUUGGGUUGGCUGAUAUUAGUUUUUAUUUGUAUAUAUUUACAUGUAUAGACAAUUGUAACACACAAAGCAAAGUCCAUACAGGGAUGC
Messenger RNA from Syngnathus typhle (broad-nosed pipefish), 1324 nucleotides. RefSeq names its product putative gonadotropin-releasing hormone II receptor. Gene Ontology annotation, molecular function: peptide binding; gonadotropin-releasing hormone receptor activity. NCBI's taxonomy places the organism in Eukaryota, Metazoa, Chordata, Actinopteri, Syngnathiformes, Syngnathidae. Gene Ontology annotation, cellular component: membrane. The transcript has 3 exons. Gene Ontology annotation, biological process: G protein-coupled receptor signaling pathway. Bases 15 to 1217 code for a protein of 400 amino acids. The record is from RefSeq and is a predicted model, not a curated record.